CCACCCCUCCCCCCCCCAUCCCUGCCCGGCCUCUGCGGCGAUGGCGGCGCGGCGCGCGCGGCCGGUGCGGGUGCUGGUGGACAUGGAUGGCGUGCUGGCCGACUUCGAGGCCGGCCUCCUGCGGGGCUUCUGCCGCCGGUUCCCCGGGGAGCCGCACGUGGCGCUGGAAAAGCGCCGCGGCUUCCUCGCCCGCGAGCAGUACCGAGCCCUGCGGCCAGACCUGGCGGACAAAGUGGCCAGUGUUUAUGAAGCCCCAGGCUUUUUCCUAGACUUGGAGCCUAUCCCUGGAGCCUUGGAAGCCCUGCAGGAGAUGAACAACAUGCAGGACACCGAAGUCUUCAUCUGCACCAGCCCUCUGACGAAGUAUGAACACUGUGUGGCCGAGAAGUACCGCUGGGUGGAGAAUCACCUGGGGCCGCAGUUUGUGGAGCGCAUUAUCCUGACGAGGGACAAGACGGUGGUCUUGGGGGACCUGCUCAUUGACGACAAGGACACCAUUCGAGGCCAAGAGGAGACCCCAAGCUGGGAGCACAUUUUGUUCACCUGCUGCCACAACCAGCACCUCGCCCUGCCCCCCACAAGGAGACGGCUGCUCUCCUGGAGUGACAACUGGAGGGAGAUCAUAGACAGCAAGCGGGGGGGCCGGGACAGUGGGUAGUAGCUGAAGGAAGGGAAGGCAGGCCAUCAGGGAACACCAGCAGAGCUGGAUGACAGGGCAGUGCCAUGGCGGUGGCCACCAGCACCGUGGAGCAGGGAGACACAGUAACCUCGGUUCUCACACGGCAGCCACCUGGAACCCCACAAGACGGCUGGCAAGGAAUCAUGGUGGGAAAACUGCUCAGGAACCUUUUUAAUAAAACACUCUGGCUCACCA
Messenger RNA from Leopardus geoffroyi (Geoffroy's cat), 874 nucleotides. It is a transcript of the gene NT5C, whose product is annotated as 5', 3'-nucleotidase, cytosolic. The record is from RefSeq and is a predicted model, not a curated record. Bases 41 to 658 code for a protein of 205 amino acids. Lineage: Eukaryota; Metazoa; Chordata; Mammalia; Carnivora; Felidae. Gene Ontology annotation, molecular function: 5'-nucleotidase activity. The transcript is spliced from 5 exons. Gene Ontology annotation, biological process: pyrimidine deoxyribonucleotide catabolic process.